Pseudopipra pipra is the source of this 7733-nucleotide messenger RNA. It is a transcript of the gene CSF2RB, whose product is annotated as colony stimulating factor 2 receptor subunit beta. The transcript has 13 exons. Gene Ontology annotation, biological process: cytokine-mediated signaling pathway. Gene Ontology annotation, cellular component: external side of plasma membrane. The record is from RefSeq and is a predicted model, not a curated record. NCBI's taxonomy places the organism in Eukaryota, Metazoa, Chordata, Aves, Passeriformes, Pipridae. Gene Ontology annotation, molecular function: cytokine receptor activity; protein binding. Bases 2138 to 5023 code for a protein of 961 amino acids.
UUUUCUAAGGGUGGAGGAAGAAAUAAACAUACUGGCCUCUGAAAAUCAGAGCAGGAUAAUUCCUCUCUGCCUUUAUACUCCAUACAAAGUAAAUUCUGCCCAUCCAGCAAAGUCACAUAUUCCCCUUCUUGUCUGCAGGUUUUAUAUAGACACCUCCUGUCACACAGUUUCCUCAGAUAUUCUCAUGUUCUUCAUCUUGCUCUGCAUGUUUCUCUUAUUCACAUUAUACUUUUUUUUCCCUUGUUUAUUGCUACAGUUCUGGUGAGAGCGUAACUGAGCUAACUGUGGUUUUGGUCAGUACUCCAGGAAUUUGGAGGAGGUGUAGUAUGUAUCAGUGCAGGAUAGACAGACUCUAGCAGUUAUAUUCUGUAUCUGGGAGCUCAGUCUUCCAUAGUUUACCCUCCAGAGCAAAAACGUGAGUGUAUGUUUUCCUUAUGGCUACCUAACUUUCCUAGAGAUCUUAUUAUUGAAGGCUACUGGCCUAAAUUUUAAAGUUGGAUUAAAAGAGCAUGGCUGCCUUGGUUGUAGGAUAACUUCAGAUCAACUCUUCUCAUCAAUUUUCUUUUGUUUCUUCUAUGUACUCUUGCACUUAUUAAUUGUUGUUGAAAUAGGUAAAACUUGCUUUUAGAAAUAUUGCUCAAAUUAAAGGGUUACAGAAAUAAAGGUAGUUCACUAGUCUCCAGUAUAGACGUACAAAUGAAAGUCCAGUGUGAUCCCUGCCAUGAAGAUUGUCUAGUCUAGAUUAAAGCAAGAAACAGCACUGGAGUGAAAACCAGAAAUUCUUUCUUUGUCUUCCUUACUUCUGCUGUAGUCAAUCCUUUCUUUUCCUUAAAAUACAUUAGUCCCAUGAUCUGGUAAUUGCUAACACGCAGAUUGACAAACUUCCUUUCCCUCCCUUCCCUUAGUGCCAUUUAAGUGCAUACUCUGGGGUCUAAAAUAGGAACUACAAACUUCCUAUUUUACAAGAAAUUGCAUAGACUUCCCUUGAAGGGGUGGGGUCUGCUUCUCUGAAAGUGGCAUUUCUGAUGCACGGAAGAUGCAGCAUUUAUUUUGAAGACUUACUUGCCAAGAGAAUCCUGUGCUUGGUUGAUACCUUCUGUCUCCAGUUCUAGGCAAGUGUGGGUGUGCUGGUUUCUGCAUCAGAGGAUUCUGGUGCUGUGGGGGCAGGCUGGACAGGGAGAUUCACCCAUCAGGUUGAAUGAUCUGCCUCACAGACGUCUCUGGGUCCAGGUAAGGGAAUGGCUUCCUUUCUGGGGGAAGCAAAAUGGCAGAGUCUGCCCUCAUACAAAGGCUUGUGAGUGACUGAGGGAUUCCUUAGCUGUAAUGACUAUUCAAUAUCAUUGGCUCAGCCAGUUGUUUCUCGCAUAAGGAAUUGAUGUUCAAGAGUCUGGAAGUCAAUAGAAAUUUAAAAGGAGUUUUUCCAUGCUCCCCUAAAGUAGAAAAAAGUCUCAGAUCUGUAAUGUACUUAAGUAGGUGAGUGCAUUAUGCUUUUGAGAGAGCAACGAGAAAUGGCCAAAAGGACUUGAAUUCCGGUAUGAACAGUGUGGUCCGUUGUCUUGGAACUGCUCAAUCUACUCUCACUCUCUACAAUCACCAAAGAAAAUAGUUUCUUUGGUAUUAUGUCUACAAUUUGCAAAUUGUUUGGGGAGCAGCUAGAAAAGUAGCAUGUUGAUGAAAAAUCUGAAAGUGAAUGAAUAUGGAAAUUCAACCACUAUAGCUCCCAGGAAUUAUGUGAUUGGAGAUCAUAUUUUUGAGGAAGGGUAAAAACCAGAGCACUGUAGUGGCUCAUUAGGAGGGCUUUGAGCAUAAAGAGGAGAAGGAUAAAUAAAUUUGAAGGCUGAGUUCUCUUCACAGAUCAGGAAUGUUUCUUGUUGAUACUUAGCUGACAGAAUUCCUGCAAAUGUGCAUUCGCUUCAUUCUUUCGUUGUAUGGCAAGCUCACACAACAAGAAGACAUGAAUUUUGUCCUACAAUAAAUGCUUGGUAGAAGUUCUUUCUGAAUCCCACUCCAACACAAAUAUAAAAGAAGUUUCCUCAUUCAGUUUUACUUCUCUUUAUGUGAAAUGAAAACAAGCAGCUCUACAAUAAGCAGAAGAUUAUGAUCUGAAUUAGGAUCAAGCCUGCAGGCAAAGGACAGUAUGAACAUGAAAGAGAUUUUCAUCCUGCUGCUGAACCUGUAUUUGGUCUUCAGUGUUCAAGCCAUUCGAGAGAGCAUCCCUAUGAAAAGCUUGAGCUGCUUGAAUGACUACAACUCACAGGUCACCUGUACAUGGAUGGAGCAUUCAGAUGCUCAUGACCUUGUUGGUAUGAUUCUUUACCACAGGGAUGAUGUUAUAAUGGAGAACAAGGAGAUGUACUGCAAACGCCAGACAGAAGAUGACUUACAUGAGACUCCUGAUGUGUAUGUGCGCUGGGUUUGCCGCAACUCCACAGACUAUUUUGGAAUGGGGGUAGAAGAUAUUUAUGGCUUCAAACCUAACAAGAUACUUCAAGCAGAACUAAAUGUUGAUCUUUUCCAAAAUGUUCAGCCCCUUCCACCUCAGAACCUCUCAGUCAGCUUGAUGACAUCAGGAGACUUCUUGCUGACCUGGAAAACAGCUGACAAAAGCCAAAUGCUGAGCAAUGCACUGGAGUAUGAAGUCACUUACAAGCGGGAAUGGGAGUCCUGGGAGGGAGCUGCCUCACUCUUGCUCUCCAACACCACUCACUGCAAUCUCAGCCGUGAGGACCUCGUCCCAGGGAGCAGCUACAUUGCCCGUGUGCGAGCCAGACCGGGGCAGGCCAGUGGCUUCUCUGGGCAGUACAGUGAGUGGAGCACGGAGGCGUCAUGGAAGACCCCUGAAGGUGGCCUUCAGCCCAGGAACCUUCGCUGCCUCUUCAAUGGUGGAGAUCGUCUGACCUGCAGCUGGGAAGUGAAGAAAGCGAUCACCACCUCUGUCCUCUUUGGCUUGUUCUUCAGGGCCACUCCAUCAUCAGAGUACGUGCUCUGCCCAUGGCAGUCUGUCUGUGCCUCUCCCAUGGGGUUUCUGCUCUGCCCCAUUCCCCUGAUCUCAGUUCAGCCUCUUUUUUUUCCCCUCAGAGAAGAGGAAUGCUCUCCUGUGCAUGAGAAGACUUUGCCUCACGUCCCAUAUGUGGUGCAGAGCUGUGAGAUCCUUGUUAGCAAUUCCAGCAGCCAGAGCCAGUACAAUGUGUCUGUCCGGGCCAAGACGGAGGAGAAACUGAUUGAAAGCUACAAGAACAUUCAGGUGCUGCCGCCUGCAAAUGUGUCAGUAAAAGCAACGGAGAACCAAGAGUAUGAACUGAGAUGGGUAAAACACACUAUGGGAUACAACUUCAUAACACAGAGAUAUCAAGUUGAAUACUGGGAAAACAACCAAUAUGAAAAGACUCUCCAGAAGUUAAGUAUCAGCAAUGACGAACCUCCUUUCAUCUUCACUCUGCAGAUGCUGGCAGCAUCUACAGAAUAUAGGGGGAAAAUGCGCGCAAGGGUGAAUACACCCGUGGAUUAUGAGGGGCCUUGGAGUGAAUGGAGCAAGGAGUUCACCUGGAAGACUGAGAACGUUCUGCCGCCAGUGGUUCUCCCAGUGAUGCUCCCAGCUCUCAUCAUCACUUUGCUAAUAGUUGCUUGUUGCAGCUAUAAAUAUUUCCUCAGGAAGAAGAAAAUCUGGGAGGAAAAUAUUCCAAACCCCAGAAAGAGUCUCCUGAUCCAGAGCUACGUGGGGAAAGCACAGUUGGGAAACUGGCCAACAAGCAACCAGCUGGACUUCAACAAAUACAGCCUUUCAGAGAAGACGGAGCAGGCUAGUUUCCUUCAAGUUCUGGACAGGCAGGCGAAGACUUUGGCAGAGUGCCCUGAAGGGAAGACUGAAAAGACGGAUGUUUCCCUUGUUGCACCGGACCUACAGAACUCAUACCAUGCUUUAAAUGAGGCAGAGCAUGCCCCAGUUUUCUGCUCUAGUCAGAUUGCUGGUCAUUCCUUUCCUGUUUCAAGGAAAAACAGUGAUGACAAAAGUAUUGCUUCCCACACAGCAAUCCCUUGCUUUGCUUUCAAUGGUCCAUACUUGUACAAUCCAGUGAUGUCCUCCCACCCUGAUAUACAUCAGUCCUUGGAACUGGACCAGGUGGGACUCUGUAAGAAAUCAGUUUCCCUUCAGUAUGUGACUCUCCCAAGGGAAGACUGUCCUCAGGCUCCACAGAGGCAAGAAGAGCCAGGAGCAGGUCCUCCAAAGCCCUACCUACUUACAGAUCAGAAGGAAAUGAUGCAGCACCUCAGUGAUAAGGAAGAAGUCUCACCGGCCCCACCAGCCUGUGGGAAAGGCACCAAGAUGGAAACAGAAGAAGAGAGCUCUCCAAAAGCUCUCAGCUGUACCACAUCUCCUCAGCAGUGUCCCUUGGAGUACAUCACCACAGAGAGCCUGUUACUGCCAUCAGCCAGUGCCUCCACCCAUCCUCCACUUGUCACUGCUGGGGAAUCACCUGGUGGCUCACAGGAGCCCCAGCCCCACAGUGACCACUCUUGCCAUGAGUUUUCUCCUGGGAAAACUGGUGUCAUGGUCCAAGUUUCAGGUCAGGCACCAACCUCUUCUCCUGAACUGCACCUGGAGAGGUUUGGAGACUAUCUUACUGUGCCUUUAGGCCUCAACGGACAUUCAAAAGCCACAAAGAUUCCUUUGCCUGUCUUACAGAAGGAAAAUGGUCUUCCUAGAAAGCAGCCUUUGUCAGAGGGUAACUUAGUGGUGUUGAAUCCUGACAGCACUGAGCCAGUUUUCCUUUGCCAGGUUGGUGACUAUUGCUUCCACAGCCUAAAACCCAGUGUGAAGAUGGAUAAUGGUCAGGAAGACUACCAAGUCAAGAAACUUUCUGAGGGCAAGACAACACUUGGGAAGCCUGUAUCUGAUGAUGACUCCAUCACUGGCAAGGAAAAGGAUGUAUCAAAAAUGCAGGCUAUUCAGCUUUUCAAAAUCCUGAAAUCAGAUGACUACUUUUCCUGGCAGCAAUCUUUGAGGAUUAAAGAAAUCUGUUAAAUGGGCAAAUACUAAUCAAUACUGAAGAGACUGAUAACUGAAAGAGGCUGCAACUGUCUGAUGAAAAUGAACCUUCAAACCAAGGAACAAAUAAACACCAGUUUCAUUUUCAAGCUUCCAGUCCAAUAUGUGGAAAAACCUGAAGUAGCUCAGUAUCAUUCUCAGUGCUCUUCACACAUUUGGCAUGAAAUACAUGUAUUUGCCUUUGGUGUUUUUUAAACUUUUUGACUUAUCCACAAUGAGCAGUUUAUCCUCCUUGUGAUCCUGUGACAGAUCACAAUCAUCUUGCAAUUAUACCAAAUUGCCUGGCAAAACUGAUGGCAGGAAAUGCAGACUUAACAGAAGAAGACGAGCUUGGACACCUUGGAAAGAAAACUUAGAUUCUUAAGAACAAUUUUGUUGAACUUCUGUGUGUUUAUAAAAUAGAUCUAAAAGUCACCAAGGAACUUUCAUAUCUCUGCCUUUCCACUAUGCCAUGAAAUAGGUAUUGUCUAAGGCAAAAAACUCCCCAAAACCAAAAAACAGGAUAGUUAUAGAAGGGUAACUAUAAAAUGUGAAAAAAACAAUGUUGAAGUCCAGGAAAGCUUUCUUAAUGUUAAUGCGCAGUACAUCACAGCAAAUGCUAAGGGUAAGAAGGUAACGCUAGUGGGAUACAUAAAGUAGGCUGCAGAGAACCAUUUGGAAGAAGAAACAUGGCUGAAAGAAAAUCCAAGGACUCUUAAGGUUCAGUGAGAGAGAGGGAGUGGGGCAGGUAACAGAAAACGGCACACAAGAAAUGUUGGGAAGCUGCACAAGUUUAAAUCUGCUGCAGCUUUUCUAUUUAUAAGUGUUAAAAUACCAUAUUAUUUUAAGUUCAUUGACUGUUUAUACAUAAUAUUCUUAAUCUUAACUGUGUAAUCGAUUCUUUGGGGUUUUUUUUCCUGAGUAAUAAGAUGUGUUGAGAAAGAGGAGACAUUUUUUCCCAGUUUUACUGUAGAGAAAGUGGUGUAAGGAAAGAGCCUUUGUUCAGAGCUGUGACUUUGUGACCAGCGAGAAGGCUUUGAUUUCAGACCUGAAGGUGGACUUGCAUUUCAAAAAAAAAUUUCUUUUUUUCAAAUAUAAAUUCUGUACUAAUAAAAAUAUUAUUUCCUCAUAUAAAUAUUUCCUUUCAUAUGUUAAAAUAUUGUGGUUACAAUAAAAUUACUAUUAGCUUGUUUGAUCAGGCCUCAAAAAAUUCUGUAUGUUAGCUAUGCCACCUGUGAGGCAGGACACUUUCUCCUGACUUUGGUAUAUUAUUUGACAGAGAUAAUGAGUUCUGUGUUUCUGCCAGGUGAUUCCUCCUGCUGAGUUAAUGGGACAGCGCUGAUUCAGAAAUUGCAGUGAAAUGAAUUGUUUUUUGAGGAUUUUAUUCUCAGAAAUACGAUUUUAAAUCUGAAAGGUGUGCAAAUUGAGUUUGGUGCUCUUGACAGCAAAAGAUACGCAGUUAUAGCCUCUGAUAGAGAAUAUUGAUGACCACUUCCAGAGAUUUUCAAUGUAGACCUUUUGUAAUCAAUGUAUUUUUUUGGCCUUUCUAAAGUGGGACAAUUAAUUUCUUCCAGGCUGUAUGAUUGUGCUCUAAUCGUGUCCUAAAAGGAGAUGUUUAAAUUCAUAUGCAAAUUUUGUAUCUGGAUUCACAUCUUAGAUAUGCUUCACUUUCCUGGGCCUUGAAUUGCUGGGGUUUGAUAAUCAAGAAGAUUAGUGAGUGGGAGAACUUUUAUUCAACUCAGUGGCUUUUGAAUGGAGCCCAUUUGCAUUGUCAUCAGCACUCUAAGAGCUCUCUGUUCCUUUUGUCUCUCUGCACUUCACUGGGCAUUUGCCGAGGCUGAUUUUGGAGACAGGAUUUACAGACACAAGCACAUAAUAUCCACAGAGCGGAUAUUAUCAUCUGAAGAUCACUUCAGGAGCCUGGAACUUGCAGAGUAACAUGCCAUUGUCAAACUAGGGGAACUGAGCAGUGGUUUUCUUUGCAACUAUAACAAUUGUUUUAGGGCAGAAUGAAUUUCUGCUCUAGGGACUCCUUGUUCAAUAUCCAUUUAAGUAUUAUUAAAUAAAAUCUGUAAUGAAUGUUGGAAGCAGAGCUCAUAAUCUACAGCUCUGCUGUGCCAGAGGAAUACACUUUUUACUGGGUUACUGAAUCAAAACUUCCAUAAACUUCUUCUGGUGCUGAUCCUAUGAAUCUUCCAUGCUCUUCUGCAUGAGAUCCAGGUGCAGUGCUGGUGGUAAAAAGCAUUUUACAAUACUGUAACCUGGUGUGGUGAUUCAAGACUUAGAAGCUGUCAUGAGUCCCAGGUCUUCAACUUCCUGAUCAUUAGCUUAAGCCCCAAAGUUACUGUGCAAAAGCAGGUUGCUGCUACCUUUCCCAGUGCUAGGCACUGAUAUGCAGGAGAGGAAUCAUCAUUGUGAUGAUUCAGGAGCCAAUUAUGACAUGCCCCUCUCUGUACAGGUUCUCACUAAGUAGUUCCAGCCCCACAGCCUGUAUAUCUGUGUGAUGAGCCACUGAUGUUUCUGAUAUAGUCAAAAAAAGAGAGGGUUUGUCUUUUAUGUAAGGAAGGAAAAUGGAGCUGAAUGGUUUGCUAGAAAAAGAAACCUGCAGUGGAAAGCCCUCCAAGACCUCAGGGAAUGACAGCUGGAGAAUUUCUGAGAAUCAUAAAAUCAUAGAAUCCUGUACCUCUACAGGGUAAUGGAAAACAAA